Messenger RNA from Prinia subflava (tawny-flanked prinia), 1210 nucleotides. RefSeq names its product mothers against decapentaplegic homolog 6-like. The coding region runs from base 167 to 1210 and encodes 347 amino acids. The record is from RefSeq and is a predicted model, not a curated record. Gene Ontology annotation, molecular function: transcription regulator inhibitor activity; I-SMAD binding. Lineage: Eukaryota; Metazoa; Chordata; Aves; Passeriformes; Cisticolidae. Gene Ontology annotation, cellular component: heteromeric SMAD protein complex. The transcript is spliced from 4 exons. Gene Ontology annotation, biological process: cell differentiation; SMAD protein signal transduction; anatomical structure morphogenesis.
AAACAAAGGUCCGGGGGAGGGGAGAGUGUCCCAGCACAGGAAAAAGUCCAGGCAGUGACGUGUGGCAGGCAGAGCAGUGCCGGCCACCCUGAGAACAGAGACCUAUGCAGUGCCCUGGAGCCUCUCACCCACCUCCACCACCCACCGUGGUCCCCACGACCACCCCAUGUUCCGUUCACGCCGUGCUGGGCUGGUGCAGAGGCUGUGGCGGCAGCGCUGUGCAGCAGCCAGCCCUGAGGAUGGCUCCAGUGCCCUCAAACCAGCAGCGCAUGCCCUCUUCAAGAAGCUGAAGGACGAGGAGCUGGAGCUGCUGGUGCAGGUGGUGGAGAGCCGGGGCGCCUGGGAGUCCGCCUGCGUUUUGGCACCACGGGGGGAUCCACGAGGGGUUAAGCAGGGACUACCCCCUCAAGUCCUGCUCUGUCGCCUCUUCCGCUGGCCUGAUCUCCACCAGUCCCAUGAGCUCAAGCACUUCUGCUACUGCACAGGGGGCCAGGGGGUCUGCGGGGACUUGGCUGUGCUGUGCUGCAACCCCCAUCAUUUCAGCCGCCUGGCUGUACCUGAAACCCUGCCACACUCCUACUUGAAGGCAUCCUGCAGUCCCUCCUGGCCAGAUGAGCCCCAACCCCCCAGCACUCAGCUCCUGGAGUUCAGCUACAAUGGUGGGGACUGGUGCGACACCAGCCUCUCGAGGAGCACCAUCAAGGAUGGCUGUUGGUGCAAACUGGCUUACUGGGAGUACCGGACACGUGUGGGGCGCCUCUACGCUGUGCAUGAGGCAUCAGUGAAUGUCUUCUGCGAGCUGCCAUGGGGCAGUGGGUUCUGCCUGGCCCAGCUGCCAGCUGCCUACCGCAGCUGUGCUGUCCGGCGGGCACGUGGCAAGAUUGGCCAGGGGCUGCUGCUGAGCCGGGAGCCAAGUGGUGUCUGGGCAUACAACCGCAGCGAACACCCCAUCUUUGUCAGCUCACCCACCCUGAGCCCCCCUGGUGCCUGUGGGCUCACUGUCCUCAAGGUGCUGCCUGGCUACUCGGCAAAGGUGUUUGAUUAUGAGUGGGCAGGGGACAGAGGGGGCUGGCAGCUACCUGGGGAGGGACCCUGUGACCCCCACUGCAUCCGCAUCAGCUUUGCCAAGGGCUGGGGACCCUGCUACUCCCGGCAGUUCAUCACCUCCUGCCCAUGCUGGCUUGAGGUCCUGCUGAACCAGCCAUGCUGA